Molecule: messenger RNA, 3111 nt
Organism: Talaromyces atroroseus
Lineage: Eukaryota; Fungi; Ascomycota; Eurotiomycetes; Eurotiales; Trichocomaceae
Product: putative ubiquitination network signaling protein acrB
Exons: 1
Coding region: 1-3111 (1036 amino acids)
Source: RefSeq, a predicted model, not a curated record
AUGCCACGUUCAGCCGCUGUGACUCGGAGAGGUCAUCACAACAACAACAACAACAACAACAACAACAACAACAACAACAACAACAACAACAAUAAUAAUUCCACCAGUACCACCAACAGCAGUCGGAAUCAUGAAAACGGGAGUGCGGUCAAUGGCAAGCGUCUAAACAAGCAAAAGUCGUCCAGUCACCUGAACGGGAAUGCCGGCUACAGCUCCAGCACCUCGUACUCCGCCAACUACAGCGAUAUUCGUUCUUCCAGUGAUUCAUCGGUCGUGACAACCUCCAGGGCCAAUGCUGCGCCGACAACUGAUGGACCCAAGCCAGACAGCAACGAUCACGCUUAUACCAACGGUGAUAUGGCCUGCGGACACUCCAUUUCCCCGGAAGCCGGCCCUUCCUCCUCUUCCAAACCAGCAACAGCAGCAUCCGCCUCCAAGCGCCAUGCCUCUUCGUCUGUAAAUCCCUUUGCUCUGGCUUCGACAAUUCUCCGGUCAUGCCCUCUGUACGAUACCAUCGCCAUCUUGAUAUUCCUCCUACAGCUACCCCCGAUUGUUCUCACUUUGGUCCAGUUUCUGUUCGCGUCCUUGACCUUUAUGCCCCCCGGCGGGGGCUCCGGCUCCUCGUUGACCUCGAAUUUUGAUAUUUUCCAAGGGCCCGCUGGCACACCUUCGUUUGGGACAAUGAUUGCGAUGGAUGGCUUCUGUCUUCUAAUGUGGGGGCUCUUUAUGUGGACCUGGGCUCAGAAUUUUGCUUUGGACUUGGCCCAUGUACAGGUUGCCAUCACUCUUGGGGGCGGCGGCUCCGGCAAGAAUGGCGGCGUCAAUGCUCUUUGUGUCGGUACCGUGCUAUUGCUGCAUAUUGUCCGGAGCAAAGGCAUACAAGACUUUGUCAUCGGCCAUCUCACUUCUGCUCAACUAAUUAGUCCCGAUUUCCUAUCCCGCUGGUCUCACCUCUUGCCUAAUGGGUUCAGACGGACGGAGCCGCAGACUUCUCCAAGCUGGCUGAGGAGCAUUCUCGCCAUCCAUAUCCUAGCUCAGGCAUGCACCGCCAUGGCAAGACGAUCGAUGGCUCGGAAUCGAUCGCCCCAACCGUCCCGUUCCGGGAAACGUAUCGAUGCCGAGGCCUCUGCCGGUUCGCAGGCUCAGUUUGACUCCGCCUUUGAAUCUACUGCGAGUAUCACAUCUGUACUGGGGGUUGAUGGCUCCCUCUCUGGUCCUUCGGCUCUGAAGGAGAGCAGGGAACGGCUCCAAAGCGCCAAAAAACGAAGGAGGCAGGCGAAUCAAGUUCGAAGUAGGCAGCCCUUUUGGGCUGCACUAGCAAGCACGAAAGUAACCGUCAUGAGGGAAUACGAGCAUUCCAGGGCUGUGUCAAAGACGACCCGUGGCCUGCCAAUGACCGAGGAUGAUCUUCAAGGGAUAACACUCGACGAUGGGCUGGUUUGGAUCACAAGCGUGGAUAGUUCAACUAUUAAGUUUGCCGCCGGUGACUUUGCUACGACAGAUGAUGCGACAACCUCUUCGUCUACAGUGUGUGAGGAUGGAAAUCUGGGAAGUAACGAGCAUGAGCCAUUUUACGUCUGUGUUAAUGGGGCUUCGUGGGCAACAGUCAGUAUGGAAAAGGUCACUGAUGGACCCAAGACAUCCAGUACUGUGCAGUGGAGGGGAGAAAUUUCCGGAUUGGCCCCGAAUUGCGCCUACACCUGCUCCUUUGUACGAAACGACUCGGACGAAGUAAUCUGCUCUCUAAGCGUCAAGACCCCUCCGGCACUGGACACAGAUCAAAGCACCGUUUCUAUCAUGCCGACACCACCGCGCCCUUUUCACCGGCCGUCUUCCCCGACGACAACGCUGAGAAAUUCUAUCGCCAAUGCAGAGUCGAAGCUGAACGAAAAGCGUUCUCGUUUAAAAAAGGCCAAAAGUGAUCACAAGGUCCUCUUAUCCCGCAUGAAGAAGGAGCUAGACAACUUCAAUCAUCGGCUAAGCAGCGGAAAUGACGAAAACCGACAAAAACAACGAUCAUUGCAACUAGAACGAAACAUUCGACAAACCGAGGAAGCUACAGCUGCUCUUGAAUCCCAGCUUGACAGCAUGGACAAGAUUCCUGAGGAGGAGCUCGAAGAAUGGCAGGCACAAAAGGCUGAAUUCGAGCGAGAGUUGGAACGACUCAAAACUUCCAAGGAGGAAUUAGUUGCUGCUCGUACUUCAGUUUCCCGUGACAUCGCCUCUCUCGAGUCUGAUUAUAACUCUGCUGUUCAGAAACGCGAUCGUCUUCAAAGCCGCAAGACCCGCCUUAAUGAGCAGUAUGAACGUAUCAUCUCAGCUAACGCGCAGGGUCUUAAUGAACGAGAACGUCGAGCUGCGGAGCAAUUCGCCCGAGAACAAGAGCAAGCCAAGAUCGAAGCCAAUUUCAAUGAUCAACUAGCUAGCAUCAGCCGCGCAGUACAGGAUUACCAACUGCGCACGAACCAGCUGUGGCAACAAGCGUCAGGGAUUGAACAGGCUAUCCAGCAACAACAGCAGCAGAUGCUUUUUGAGACCGGUCCAUUGACGCCCGAGGGUAUUCUUCCGGGCACACGUUCUUUACUGGAGGACUCCGAGGAAUCAAACAUGAGUAAUGUCAAUCACUCUGUCAACAAUUUGACCAUCACACCCGCCAACAGUCGAUCAAUAUUGGGUACAAGCUUCUCGGCGUUGCGGUCUAGUCCUCAUCAAACGACACCUACGUUCGCUGGUGGAUCGACGUCUCAGACCGCCAGUCCCUUGCAAGCAACGACUCAACAAGCUCCUGGGUAUCAAGCAUCGCCUCGUCUGAGCGUAGUCAACUACCUCGGAGGACGCGAGUUCGCUUAUCGGGACCGGUCGUCCUCCAAUCGCUCAGCACGAAGCAGCUUCUAUGCAGACCUCGACUAUGAUUUCAAUCGGUACCUGCUCGAUCCCGCGGAACGCGUCAAUUUGGGGUCUGACGGCAAAGGCCAAACCAGUCCAACUUAUGGUGCCAUUGGCAGUCCGUUCACACGAGCUGGAAGUCGCGGUAGUGGUGGCAGCAGCGGUAACAGCGGAAGUGGCAGUGGAAGCGGUAGUCCUCGGUCUACGCGAGCAGAAGGGCUGUAG